Molecule: messenger RNA, 285 nt
Organism: Adineta steineri
Lineage: Eukaryota; Metazoa; Rotifera; Eurotatoria; Adinetida; Adinetidae
Source: the annotation of a GenBank genome assembly
AUGGGAAUGCAUAGCGAUACGGUGUUAGAUUUAGCUUCAGGUUCAAAAAUUGCUGUUGUAAAUGGACCAUCACAAAUGAAGUUUGAUCUUCCUAGCAAUUCACUUUUUUUACUGAAUGAACAAACAAAUAAACAUUAUGUACAUGGAAUUAGAAAGAAAAGAAAAAAUGAUGUAGAAGAUCGAAUUGCAAUUGUAUUUCGACAUGUAACAACAUUCAAAACUGAUGACGGUCAAUUUUAUGGUUAUGGAUCAGCAUUUUUAACAAAACAAGAUAUUAUGCAAUAA